GUACACUCGUAACUAAAAACUAAAAACUAAUAACUAAUAACUAUAGUAACAAUGCUGGAUCAAAGUAUUAGAACUUUGAAAGAUAAGUCACUUGAUGUGGAUCCGGAUCUCCGGUUUAUGGCGCUUGAAGAUUUUCGAAAGUUUUUAACGAAUUUUCCUGCCCAUACUCCUAAUAGGGCAAUUGAAAGCUUUAUCCCCGACUUGUUCAGAUUAUUAAAGGAUGAAUAUUCAUUUGUACAAAAUCAAGCAGUUAAAUCCUUUGAACCAAUCAUAGGAUUUGUAGGAAAUGAUGUGUUAGUUAAGACCAUUAGUCAAUUGUUUGAUUUAGCCAUUGAUGGAUCUAAAAGUUUUACAAUGUCAAUCCCCACUAUGACUUUAAAGUCCAUAUUAAAUUCUUCAUCAUUAAUAGAAAGAAGAAUUGUAUGUACAUUAGUUAUUCAAGAAAUUCUUCCUAAACUUUCAGGAUUAUCUCCUAGUGUUGAUGCAAUUGAAAUAAUUGUAGAUUUAUCUAAAAAUUUAGGUUAUGUAUUAACGGAAGUUGAAGUAUAUAAUUCAUUAAAAUUCGUUAUACAAUGGAUAUUUAAUGAGAAAGGAAUAAUUAGUAAACGAGCCAUUACCGCUUAUGGACAUCUUUUCCAAUAUAUUAAACAUUCAGAUGUUAAAGAACAGGUUCUUGAUGCAUUUGAUGCAUACUCAAAUCAACUUGUUAAAUUUCAAUUGUAUUCUAUUGCCUUUCAUAAUGUUACUCCAGUAAACAAGGAAACUAUCCAUAAUAUCUUUAAACAGAUUGUAAAAGCCUUAAAUCUAAAUGAUAUAGUACUUGAUGACGAAGACGACGAUUUUGAUUUCGACGAAUUAGUUCAGUUGAAUAUACUAAGAGAACAAUCAUUAACUUUAAUAGGUGAUAUGAUUCAAGAAUUGCAUGAUUUUAGACAGGAUAUCUUUCAAAUUAUUUCAUCAUUCUUAACGUUUAAUCCAUUUAAAGUGGAUGAUGAUGAUGAUGAUGAUGAUGCUAUUGAUAUUGAUGGCGAUGAGGAUGAGUUAGAGUUUGAUGAUGAUAUCGAUGAUGCUAAUGAUGAUGAUAACUUCAAUGAAGAUGAUAAUCUGUGGAAAUUGAGAUUAAAAGCUUGUGAACUUUUAAAGUUAUUCAUCAAAACUUUUCCUCAAGGAUUACCUGAUGUUUAUGAACAUUUGGUAAUCCUUAUUCCAGCUGAUGAUUCUAAUGAAUUGGUAUCAAAUGAAGCAUUAUCUGCUUAUGAGACCAUAAUCAAUACUCUUGAAGGUAGUGAGAAUUCAACGUUUGAAUUCAUUAAGAAUAAAAUCUUUAACUCCUUCUUAAUAGAACGUAGGCUUAACCAAUUAGUUUCUGUAUUUCUGGUAAUCAAAUCAACCAAUAGAUUCCAUGAUAGUUCAAUGAUAAAUGGUGUAUUUGAUAAAUUGAAUCUUUUAGAUGUUAAGGCUAGAGGUUCUCCAGAAUACUUUACCUUUUACGAAAAUGUUCUUAAACAUUUUAAUGAGUCUGGAACUUUAUCAACUGAUACGGUUAACUUUAUAGCUGGAGAAUUACUUGAUUCACUCGAUGAUAAAGCUUUUAAUGUCAUUCAUGAAAGUAUCAAGAUUUUGAAUGAAUUACUUGGAAAUCAGAAUAGUAGAAUAAUUGCUUCUGAGUUACAAGACAAGUUAAAGAAUGCAUUACUUCAAAAGAUUCUUAAUACUAGAAGUUACAGUAGUGAUGUUAUUCAACAUUGUAUUGAAAGUCUUGCUCUUCUUUUGACCACUUUGAAUCCUAAAGAUAAAGACCAAGAAGCUAUUGAUGUAUUAUGGAAAGGUUUAGAAAAUGAGACUAUCACUAAUGCUUCUCUUACAGCAUUAGUUAACAUUUAUUCGAAUGAUCCUAAUCUUUCAAGAAAUGUCUCAUUAACAUUUUUGAGUAGUAUUAUUUUAAAGGAUAAUGAAAUUAAUUAUCAUUUAACUUUAGAUUUAUUAGCUUUAGUGAUUCCUGGUUCAACUUUGGGAACAAAUGAAGCUGUUGAUGCCAUUCUUAAAAGGAAAGGAACGCUUGAUGUGGUUCGUACCUUUAAAGUUUUGAAGUUAGUAUACGAAAAGGAUCAAAUACUGUCUAAUAAUUUACAAGCAAUCAUCAAUUUUGGAACUGAAUUGGUUAAUAAUGGCAGUGUCUCAAUAGAUAAUGAUUCAUUUUUUGAAUUCUUUGGUGCUGUAUCUAAAAAGAACAACAUUUAUUAUGCUCUUCCAGGUAUUCUCAACUUGGAAUUGGAAGUGGCAGCAAAGCUUUUGGCCAUUUCCUGUGUUAAUAGCCAAGUAAUAGAUGAGAUAGAUAAAGUUCAAGAAGCGGUACUUCUUAGAAGUAAUAAUCUUCUCUUUAAUAUCCGAUUCUUGGGGUAUAUUGGAAGAUAUGUUCCUUUGAAUAAAGUACGUAUUUCUGAUCUCUUUAGUAUUCUUGAAGAUGCUCAUGAUGAAUCGAUAAAACAAGCAUUAUCUGUAUCCAUUGGUCUUAUUGCCAAUAGAGAUAUACCUACUGGGUUAGUGGCAUUAUUGAAUCAUUUUCUGUUAGGUAAAUCAUCAAACUUUAUUCAUCUUAUAUCUUCAUUUAGAAUCAUAUUGCCUGAAUGUGAUCAAUUGCAAUUGGAAUCAAUUUGGUAUAAAGUUUGGGAAGCAACGGAAAAAGUUGAAUUUGAUCAUGCUAUUUGUUCCGAUUUGAGAGCUGUAGGAGAUUUAUUGGGUGAUAUUAUAGUUUUGGAUAAACGAUUAAUAGAACCAAUCGUUGACAAAUAUUAUUCUGAUACUACCGAAGUUGAUAAUUUCACGCUAGCAUAUACUAUUUUGGUUAUUUCGAAACAAUUGAUAAACAAAUUAAAUAAUUCACCUGAUUCUUUAGCUUUAUUAGAAAAAUUGAUUGCUAUAUCUAUGACUUGGACAUCCUUGCUUAGUAUUGAUAUUCGUCAAUUAUUAGUGGGUAAUCUUUUGACAGCCUUACACAGCAAACCUUUGAUUAUAAUGAGUCAGUUAGAAACUAAAAUUCUUCCUCAAUUAUACAAGCAGUUACAACCUGAAAUUAAAUUCAAAAAGAUCAUUCCUAUGGGUCCAUCUCAAUAUGUUUUAGAUGAAGGGUUAGAGAUUAGAAAAUUGAUCUAUGAAUUUUUUUAUACUGUAUUGUCUUUAGAUGAUGAGGUUUUAAAAGAAAAUUCUGUGGAUUUAAAUGAGCUUGGAUUUAAUAUUGCUUCUCAGGGGUUAGUUGAUGCUCAAAAUGAUGUUAUAGUAUUAUCAUGUACUAAUUUAAUUAAUUUUAUUAACAACCAUGGAACAUCAUUCCUUACACUUCUUUCAAAAGAUGGUGCAGAAGUCUUUAAUACUAUCAUUAAAAAUUUGAGUAUCCAAUUAAACAAAAAGUUGGGAGAUAAAGCUUCAUCACAGGAAACUGAAACAUAUCAGGAACGUAUUCGAGCAAUUAUUAAGCUCAGUAAAAGAAUUGCUCAAGUUAUUCCAACAAUAGUAACUCAAAUAGGUCCUGAUACUGAAAAUAACUGGAAGAAAUACUUGGGAGAUUUACAAACUAAAUACUCUAUGUAUUACAUCAAUACCGAUGAUUCAUAAUCUCGCUCUUAUAGUCCUAGCUUAAAUGUAUAAUUUAAUGGAAGUACAUAAUUAGAGUAAAUUUAGAUUUUGCA
Messenger RNA from Scheffersomyces amazonensis, 3686 nucleotides. It is a transcript of the gene TIP120, whose product is annotated as Tip120p. Gene Ontology annotation, cellular component: nucleus. The coding region runs from base 52 to 3612 and encodes 1186 amino acids. The transcript has a single exon. Gene Ontology annotation, biological process: protein ubiquitination; SCF complex assembly. Lineage: Eukaryota; Fungi; Ascomycota; Pichiomycetes; Serinales; Debaryomycetaceae. The record is from RefSeq and is a predicted model, not a curated record.